Messenger RNA from Fusarium venenatum, 1290 nucleotides. Its product is annotated as phosphatidylserine decarboxylase-domain-containing protein. Gene Ontology annotation, biological process: phospholipid biosynthetic process. The record is from RefSeq and is a predicted model, not a curated record. NCBI's taxonomy places the organism in Eukaryota, Fungi, Ascomycota, Sordariomycetes, Hypocreales, Nectriaceae. Gene Ontology annotation, molecular function: phosphatidylserine decarboxylase activity.
AUGCCUUCCGGUCUUCCCACUUGCCCCGAUACUCAGCUAGGCUUCCAGCCGCCCCCUGCCUCCAAAACCCCUUAUGAUUUGAAAGCCCCAAAGGGUCUCAUUGGCCUCAUUCCCUUUCCCAUCCCCGGAGCUGGUGAGCCACCCGUCAUCUACAAUCCGAUCAUCAUUGUUCUCACGGGCUACCUUGAGGCUGUCAAUCCUGGUGCACUUGACAAAGCAGUCAAGAAUGCGCGUUCCAAGAUUCCCGACUUCAUGGACAAGCUCAACAUCAGCGAUGCACGAUCAUUCUUGGACUUUGCGAAUGACCUUCUCAAGUGGACACCCCACGAGAACUACAAAGCCAAGGACAUUUACGAUAUUCUUUGUGUCUUCUACUUUGUCAUUGAUCAGGAGCCUCUGUCUGGUCUUCAGACUAAGAUCAAUCCUGACCAGGUGGGAAUGCCCCUCACUUGGCUAUCAUCUUGGAUUGUCGUAUAUGCACAGCUGAUUGGGCUGUUCAUGGACACACCUGCUUCAAUCACUGAGAAGUCUAUCCAGAGCUUCAAAGACUCGCCCCCGUACAGCUACCAUGAGGCUGAAGUUCCUCCUGGUGGAUUCCGCACCUUUAACGAAUUCUUCUCUCGCAAGCUUAAAGCUGGCGUUCGACCCAUCGCUGAUCCCCAAGACGAUCAUGUUAUCGUAUACCCAGCCGACUGCACGUUUGACAGAUCAAUUCCUAAAGACAGCAUCAUAAAUAUUGAAGCUGACGGCCUUGUCAAAAUCAAGGGUCUGGAAUGGACCAUCUCUUCACUUCUCAAGGGCAGUCAGUACGCUGACAAAUUCCACGGCGGUGUCUGGAUGCAUGCCUUCCUCAACACUUUUAACUACCAUCGUCAACAUGCACCUGUCUCAGGUAAGGUUGUCGAGAUUGAAAACAUUCAAGGCGCAGCAUACAUGGAGGUGAACGCGGAAUGUCAACCCGUUCGCACUGUCUGUGGUCCAGAUGCCCCAGACACUCCAGGAUACCAGUUCCUUCAGACACGCGGUCUCUGCGUCAUUGAUAACCCUGUCCUGGGUCUCGUGGCGGUCCUGCCUAUUGGCAUGGCACAAGUUUCGUCCGUCAAGAUGACCGCCCGGGUGGGAGAUACAUUGAACAAGGGUGAUGAAAUAUCAUACUUCCAGUUUGGAGGGUCUGACGUGAUUUGUGUUUUCCAACCACAGGCUGGCUUGAAGGUGGAUGAUUUCGUCCCAUCGCCUGAUGGCACGUACUCCAAGUACGGUACGGUUCUGGCAAGAGCCCCAAAGAAGUAA